CUAGGAUUGGGCGAAAAGCUCAGACUCCGUUUCUUACAGCUCUUACGAUUGGAGAAUACUUGUAGGCGCGGAGGGGCCCUCGACUUGGCUUUUUGGUUCGUCGGUUGAGAAGGAGCACUAGCUGCGGCGCGAACGGGAGUGUUGGAGCGGUUAGUGUGUUUGGGGUGAGCGGCGGGGAGGCGCGGGAUGGCUGAAGUGGGGCAGUAGCGGAGAGAGACACGAUGCAAACUGCUUGCUCCGUGGGGCGGGUUCACGGUGCUUUGCUAGGACAGAGAGGAAGGGGCUCCUGUUUGAUUUUCAUCUUUAAAAGUCGUAAUGCAGAUGACUAGGAGGGUAAAGCUCCCCACCACCUAUUAUUACUAUUACAGCGGGUUACAUCCAUUAAAAGGCCAUACUCAGAAGCAAUUUAAAAGAUCUUACAGCCACAGAAAUAAGGUGACAGGAGUGAGCAGCAUGACUUCCUCUCCAAGAACACCCUCUGCCUCCAAAAGGUCAGCUACCGGCCACGGCUCCCCCAAAUGUCCCAGUUUCCCAUCACCUCACCAGAAUGAUUGUACUCCUCUUCCUUCAAUCAACGAACGUCUGGCCUUUCUCCGCCCUUCCCGGCAACUGCUGGAAUACUACCGAAAGAAGAUUGCAGAAUUUGAUGAAGAGCAUGAGGAACUGGUCCAAAGGCUGGAGAAAUAUAAAGCAUCACAUGAUGAGCAGCACAAAUUACAAUGGGAAAUGCGUCAGCGAGAAGAAGAAAUCGCAGAGCUGCAGAAGGCUCUGAGUGACAUGCAGGUUUUCCUCUUUCAGGAGAGGGAGCACGUCUUGCGCCUUUAUGCUGAGAAUGAUCGGCUCAAAAUCAGAGAGCUGGAGGAUAGAAAGAAGAUCCAGCAUCUUUUGGCUUUACUGGGAACAGACAGUGGCGAAGUUACCUAUUUCUGCAAGGAACCACCUCACAAGGCCACUAUACCUCAAAGGCUAAUCAAGGGCAGGGAUUCACAUGAUCGAAGUGGCAAGCAUACUUCAAAAGCAGGUAUAAAACUCUGUGCCACAGAAAAGGGAGAAAAACCAGAAAAUGAGGAUAGAUACAAUAAAGAUGAGCAAACACUCUUAUUACAGGUUGAAGCUCUUCAAGCUCAACUAGAGGAACAGGCCAAGCUGUCCAAGGAACAAACUGAAGCAUUGCUGGAGGACAGACGAAUCCGUAUAGAAGAGACUCUGGUCCAGCAUCAGAGGGACCAGGAGAAGAUCAAGGAGCUUACUAAGAAUUACCACAAAGUUCAGAACUUGCUGCACGAGAGCACCAGAGAUUUUCUCCAGAUGAAGUUUGACGCACGGGCAAAUGAGAAGUCCUGGAUGGCAGAGAAGGACAUGCUGCUGAGGAAGCUUGACAAAAGCAAAAGAGCACCCAAGUGGAGCAGGAUCCAGCGGGACAGCAGCCGAGGUCGGGAGGACAUCAAGAGAAGACAGGACAGCGGCCGAGUUUCGGAGGACAUCAAUAGAAGCCAAGACAGCGGCCGGCGAGACAGUGGCCAAGGUUCAGGAGACAUCAGGAGAAGGCAGGACAGUGGCCAGCAAGGCGUCAGCCCGGGGCGGUGGGACAGCAGCCCGGAGCAGUGGGAAAGCAGCCCAGAGCGGUGGGAAAGCAGCCCAGAGCGGUGGGACAGCAGCCCGUGCCAGUAUUCUAUUGGCAGAGUUGCUUCUGGCAGGAGGAAAAUGCAAGACAGAGGUGCCAAUCACGUUUCACGGGCAGAGCAUGAAUGCCGUAAACGAUACUGUGCAGAGAUUAAGAGGCUACAGGAGCGAUUAACACAGGAACAGCGGCUAUCAAACAUGUUCCGAGAGCAGUGCGUUUCCCUGGAAGAGCAGUUGGCUAAGAUUCGAGAGGAAGGAGAUGUAGGACGAGAGAUCUUCAAGGAACGGUCAGAAAAGAUGGGGAAGCGCCUGCAGCUGAUGACCCAGCGCUAUGAGGCCUUGGUGAAACGGCGUGGCAUGGAGGUGGAAGGCUUUAAGACAGACAUCAAACAACUUCGGCAAAGUCUGAAGGAGGUAGAGCGACUACUUUUCAAGGCGACAGUGAAUGUGGGGCCAGAGCAAGACCUUGCAAUUCUGCAGGAAGUUCGCCAGGGGAAUAGGAGAACUAAAAAAAUUCAAGGGGAAUUGAAAAAUUUAAAGUCAAAGAUCUAUGGUCUGGAAAAUGAGCUCAGAGCCUGCUGAUAAAAGACAUACCAGCCAACACCAGUGGCAUAUAGAUAAAGGCCAUUGUUACAACAGCUUUCUCGUAUCUUUAUUUUGUGACACCACGUGGAGCUUACUGUGGCUCUAGGAUGUAACUUUAUACUCCAGGACUUAAGGAACCCAUUAAACCUAAAGUGAGGUUUGGAAGGAAA
Molecule: messenger RNA, 2378 nt
Organism: Lacerta agilis (Sand lizard)
Lineage: Eukaryota; Metazoa; Chordata; Lepidosauria; Squamata; Lacertidae
Gene: CCDC77
Product: coiled-coil domain containing 77
Exons: 12
Coding region: 316-2205 (629 amino acids)
Cellular component (GO): centrosome
Source: RefSeq, a predicted model, not a curated record